Molecule: messenger RNA, 762 nt
Organism: Momordica charantia (bitter melon)
Lineage: Eukaryota; Viridiplantae; Streptophyta; Magnoliopsida; Cucurbitales; Cucurbitaceae
Product: methionine-S-oxide reductase
Source: RefSeq, a predicted model, not a curated record
CAGUCUUUUUGGACUCAAUUUCCAUCGAUGACCAUUGGCCGCGGACUAGCAGACUUUCGUAUCAGAGAAGCUUCCUUCAAUCUUCGUCUCAAACUCGAGGUUUUCGGUUGAACAAUCCGAGUUUUCAGAGGUUAAAAUCCGGUAACGUACAUACAAAAUCUCCUCCUCAAUUUCUCUUCAACAAUGGCUUCCAUCUACUGCUGUACACAAUGCGGAGCUGAUCUGAAUCUGAGUUCCGGUCAUCUCUUCCCGCCGGAUUUCUACUUCGAGGCCGGAAACAAGGGCACUCUUUCCUUUUCGUCGAUCGACUCCACCAAGUUCAGGCUCGAGAAGGAGGACAAGCUCAGACCAUUCUUCGAGACCCUCAAUUACUGGGGAAUCCAGCGGAAGCGCACCAAGAUCAAGUGCAUUGCCUGCGGCCAUCUCGUAGGCUACGUUUACGACGACGGGCCUCCUCUUACCGACAGUCCAGGUCAGUUCCACUUCGGACCUAGCCAGGUUAUUCCCAGAGCUCCUAGGUACAGAUUCAAGAUCAAGGCUCUCCGGAUUGUCUCAGGGAGUUGAAAGAUUUUAUUAUCGCAAAAUUAGGGUUUGGAAGUUUUACGAAUUGGGUCUGUCAUAUGUGUUUAACUUCUAUGUAGAUGGCUGUUUUUGUCAUGGGGUUUGUGAAUAUUGUCUAGACCAUCUAUUCAUAUGUAUACACACGACUGAGUUUUGAUUUUCCUGUACAAAUAAAUUGAAUGCAAUAGAAUGUUUGUUUCC